AAGGUAGAAGAAUACGAACGGCAGUACCAGCCGGACAGUUCGACGCCAACGACGUGGGUACAGUCCAAAUGUAAGGAACAGGAGAAGCCGUGGAGCUCCAGCGAAACUCGGACGGCGACCAACCAGCUCGGCGGCAUCUACGCUAACGGAAGACCCCUGCCGGCAACACUGAGGCGCAAAAUAGUCGAGAUGGCCAUUAGCGGAGUCAAGCCAUGUCGGAUCUCCAAGGAGUUGCGCGUGUCCCACGGAUGUGUCUCGAAAAUUCUGUCCAAAUGGCGAGAGACAGGCUCGAUCAACCCCGGCAAAAUCGGCGGAUCCAAGCCGAAGAAGUCACUGCCCGAGGUCAUUGCAGCUAUCAACAUCUACAAACGUCGACGUCCGUCCAUGUUCUCAUGGGAAAUUCGCGAAAGGCUACUCGCCGACGGCAUCUGCAACGAAUACAACGUUCCCAGUAUAUCGUCCAUUAAUCGGUAA
Molecule: messenger RNA, 474 nt
Organism: Soboliphyme baturini
Lineage: Eukaryota; Metazoa; Nematoda; Enoplea; Dioctophymatida; Soboliphymatidae
Source: the annotation of a GenBank genome assembly